This is a messenger RNA of Beta vulgaris subsp. vulgaris (sugar beet), 1085 nucleotides long. Its product is annotated as jasmonate-induced protein homolog. The record is from RefSeq and is a predicted model, not a curated record. Bases 225 to 803 code for a protein of 192 amino acids. The transcript has 3 exons. NCBI's taxonomy places the organism in Eukaryota, Viridiplantae, Streptophyta, Magnoliopsida, Caryophyllales, Amaranthaceae.
UUUAUGCUUAAAGACCACCCCAUCACACGUUCACAGCUUCACACCCGUUCUCUUUAUCUGUUUUCCUGCUUUAUUUUAUGCCUACUUAUAUGCGUCCGCGCAAUUGGAAUCAUGUCCUCUUAAAGCUUCCUGAGAACAGCCGUUGCUAGGUGGUACUUUGUUCUCCGCGACUCCACCCAAGCCAGAUAUAUCAUUACACGGCAAUCUACUGCAGUAAGGCAAACAUGGGUAGCGUGCAACAGUCAUCAGUAAAGGCCGAGAAGCAAAUGAUCGAAAAAAUCAACAAUGAAAGCGAGCAAGAGUUUGGAAACGUAGGGAACGUCCGAAUCCGGGAUAUAACAACAUCCUAUAUAUUGAACCAAUCCCUGGGGCUGAAUUUACAGCUUUUGAAGCAUCAUGUUUGGUUUGGGUCUGUCGUCGGCAGCUAUCCACCAACCAUCAAAAGAGGAGCAACUAAUGGGAUAACCAGCCGCAGCGACCCUCCAGGCGAUGCUACUGGUUCCAAGAUUGCCGUCGUUUACGCUGGCAGUAAUGAGGAUGAUGGACCUAACAAUUGUGCAUGGCUCUUGGCGUGGUAUGCACCUGCGGAUGGCAUCACCACAAAAAAGGUAUAUGUAGAAGCCGGGGACAUAAGCAAGUACGCGGAUGAAAUCGAGUGGGAUGAAAUUGAAUCAAAACUGGAUGCUUCUUCCAACCAAAGUUAUUAUAUGGAUGAUGAUACUGGAAGCGAGGCAUCUGCUGGAAUUGAAGAGGGCUAUAAAACAAAAAUAAGUGCAGUGUUUGACGUAGCGAACAAAAAAUAAGCAAGAUGCAAACCACGAAGCCAUAUUACUAGCAUGCAUCCUUUUUUAAGUAGUAUAUGAAUAAACAACAUGGUUGAGAAGAGUAAAAUACUUCUUGAACUAAGUUUCAAGCUCGUACCCUGAUGUCAGAGUUGUGUACUAAUGGUAAUGUAAAACAUAUUUCGACAUAGUAAUAGAUUACUUUUGGACAUGCAUGACUGUUUUAUCACCUUCUUGUUAAUUGUUCCAUACUCUUCUAGGUGUAGAGCACCCAAAAUAUUUGUCAUUUCAUCCCCAAGCUUA